CUGGGGCCCCGCGUCCAGGGGGCCCCUGGGUCGGAGCUGCCGUCGUGGCCGCUGCUGCCAGAGCCAUGUACCGCAGCGGCGCCCGCUCCUCCGUCUCUUCGCACCGGCCUAAAGAGAGCGGCGGGGGCGGCCCGCGCACCGGCCGCAGCUCCGGCUCCUCCUCAGGCCCGGCUCGCCGCACCUCGCCGCCGCCCUCCGGCUCCUCCUCGUCGCGGAACGCUGCUCGGCGGCCCCGCUCGCCUUCAGGGCACCGCGGCCGCCGGGCCUCUCCGUCCCCUCCGCGGGGUCGCCGCGGCUCUCCGUCCCCGCCCCGCGGCCGCCGGGCCUCGCCUUCCCCGCCGCGGGGUCGUCGCGUUUCCCCCUCCCCGCCGCGGGCCCGUCGUGGCUCCCCAUCGCCGCCGCGGGGCCGACGACUCUUCCCGCCGGGCUCGGCCGGUUUCCGAGGCAGCAGCCGGGGGGAGUCCCGCGCCGACUUCGCCCGGGACGGCCGCGGAGACCAUCCAGGCGACAGCGGCAGCCGGAGGCGCUCUCCUGGUCUGCGUUCUGACUCUUCUUUGGAACAGAGCUUAAGGAUCACUGUUGGCAAUGACCAUUUCUGUGUUGGCAUACCAGAACGGCGACGGCUUAGUGAUCGACUGGGGUCACCAGUGGAUAAUCUGGAGGACGUGGACAGGGAUGACCUGACUGAUGAUUCUGUCUUCACUCGAAGUUCCCAGUGCUCUCGAGGUCUUGAACGAUAUAUUUCUCGGGAGGAGGGACCUCUUAGUCCAUUCUUAGGACAACUUGAUGAGGACUACCGGACAAGAGAAACUUUCCUGCAUCGUUCUGAUUAUAGUCCCCAUAUUGGUUGUCAUGAUGAGCUGUUGCGAGGAACAGAAAGGAAUAGAGAUAAACUCAAAGGCUCCUACUCCAUAAGACCUGAGGAAAGGAGUCGGGAGGCCAAACGGCCCCGUUAUGAUGACACAGAGAAGAUACACAGCAUGGGAGGUGAUCACUCAGGUUUUACAUCAGGGACCCGCAACUACCGACAGCGUAGACGAAGCCCAAGCCCUAGGUUUCUAGAUCCUGAGUUUCGAGAGCUGGACCUUGCCAGGCGAAAACGAGAGGAAGAGGAGGAACGAAGUAGGAGCUUGAGUCAGGAGCUGGUUGGAGUUGAUGGUGGUGACAAUAGCUGUCCCAUUCCUGGACUAUCAGGUGUCCUGACAGCAUCGGAGCCAGGAUAUUCUUUACAUCGGCCUGAGGAAGUAUCUGUGAUGCCCAAGAAGUCAAUUCUGAAGAAACGGAUUGAGGUGGACAUGGAGCCUUCCAUUCAGCUUGAGAGUUUUUCCAGCAGUACCAGCUCCAGCCAGGAUCACCCUGUCUACUCUGGUCACCCAUCUCUUCCACUAAGUGGUGCUAUUGCUGCUUUUGCCUCCGAGAUUGAAAACAAGGGGGCUAUGGUAGAGACUACCCUAAAGGAACCUCAGGGCAACCUUUACCAAUGGGGUCCUCUCCCUGGGAUACCCAAAGACAACAGUCCUCUCAGAGAAAAGUUUGGAAGUUUUCUGUGCCACAAGGAGAAAUUGAAUAUGAAGGCUGAGGGGCCUGAGCGACACACAGAUUUCUUGCUGCCCCAUGAGAGGGCUAGCCAGGAUGGCAGUGGUUUUUCCCGCAUUUUAAGCAUGUUGGCAGACUCUACCAGUACACAGGAAAAAAGGCGCCGUAGUUUCCCUGAUAUCGAGGAUGAGGAGAAAUUUCUCUAUGGGGAUGAAGAAGAGGAUUUAAAGGCCGAAUCUCCACCAAAACCCCUUGGGGGCUCUGAGAGUGAAGUCUUGAGACAGAAGGCAAGCUCCCUGCCCUCUUCAGCUCCAGCUGUAAAACUAGAAUCAAGAGAAGAGACCAAUCCAGAAUACGCCAAGAUUCAUGACUUGCUUAAGACCAUAGGGCUGGAUAUUGGGGUAGCAGAGAUUAGUAAACUGGCUGCCCGCACCCAGGAACGACUUCAUGGCAAGAAACCGUCACGUUCCUCAGCCGACCGCCGUUCGUCAGUUGACCAGCACUUUUCAGCAGACCACUGUCCCUCAGUUGACCACCGUUUCUCAGCUGAUCGGCACUCCUCAGAUCCUCACAGACUGGAGAGCAGGGAGGCACACCAUAGCAAUACCCACUCCCCAGAAGUGUCCCAUCCACAUCCAGUCUCCCCUGUAGAUCCUUACCUGCUCACAAAAAACAGCCCCCCGUUUCUAAAGUCUGACCAUUCAGUGGGUCAUAUUGCAGGGCCAGAGGUAGUUGGCAGUGGUUUUCAGUCAUCUGUGGCCGUCAGAUGCAUGUUACCAUCAGCCCCGUCUGCCCCAAUUAGACUUCCACAUCCUGCUUCAUUAUCUCAGUUUCAUAUGCCAAGGGCAUCUCAGUUUGCUGCAGCUCGGAUACCUCCAAACUACCAGGGACCUGCCAUUCCCCCUGCUUCCUUCGAUGCCUAUAGGCAUUACAUGGCAUAUGCAGCCUCUAGGUGGCCCAUGUACCCUGCUUCUCAGCCAUCCAACCAUUCUCUACCUGAACCACACAGGGUAAUACCUGUUACCAAACAAGCUACUCGUAGCCGUCCCAAUCUCCGUGUGAUCCCCACUGUGACUCCUGAUGAGCCCAAACAGGAGGAGUCAGUGCUAAGCUCACUUCCUACUGCUCAAGUGCCUGUCCAGGUGUCCAUCCCAUCACUCAUAAGAUACAAUCCAGAGAAGAUCUCUGAUGAGAAGAACCGUGCUUCCCAGAAACAGAAGGUUAUUGAAGAGAGGGAAAAGCUAAAGAGUGACCGGGAAGCUCGCCAGAAGAAGAUGUACUACCUCAGGACUGAAUUGGAGCGGCUUCAUAAACAACAAGGGGAAAUGCUACGCAAGAAACGAAGGGAGAAGGAUGGCCACAAAGACCCGCUUCUGGUGGAGGUGAGUCGGCUUCAAGAUAACAUUAUGAAGGACAUUGCAGAACUUCGACAAGAGGCCGAAGAGGCGGAAAAGAAGCAGUCUGAACUGGACAAAGUGGCUCAGAUCUUGGGAAUUAACAUUUUGGAUAAAUCCCAAAAGUCUUCAAAUGACUGUAAAGAGACUACAGAGAAGCCUGGAAAAGCGGAAAAAUCUAGGAGCCCAGAAAAAGUGUCCUCAUCCUCAAAUUCCUCUUCCACCAGCAAGGAAUCAAAGGUAAACAGUGAGAAUUCCCAUACUAAGAGCCCCAAGCCUGCCGAGAGCCCCCAGCCAGCUGCUAAGCAGUCUGAUCAGCCUAUUGCUGCCUAUGAGUAUUAUGAUGCUGGCAAUCACUGGUGCAAAGACUGCAACACCAUCUGUGGAACCAUGUUUGACUUCUUCACUCAUAUGCACAAUAAGAAGCACACACAGACACUGGAUCCCUACAACAGACCUUGGGCUUCAAAGACCCAGAGUGAGGCCAAGCAAGAUGCUGUAAAGCGUACUGACAAGAUAACUGUUCCUGCAAAAGGUUCUGAGUUUCUGAUUCCCAUCACUGGAUAUUACUGCCAGCUCUGUGAGGAAUUUUUGGGGGAUCCAAUUUCUGGAGAGCAACAUGUGAAGGGUCACCAGCACAAUGAGAAAUAUAAGAAAUAUGUGGUUGAAAACCCAUUGUAUGAGGAGCGGCGGAAUCUGGACCGCCAAGCUGGCUUAGCUGUGGUCCUGGAGACAGAACGGCGACGACAGAAUGAACUAAAACGUAAACUUAGUGAGAAAACAAAGGAAGAGAAGAAAGAAAAAAAGGCAAAGGUCAUGAAGGAGGUAAAAGAGGAUGACAAAGUCUCUGAGGAACUAGAGGACCAACUCUCUGAGGGUGGGAACUCCCCUGAAAAGGCUGAAAGUAAAAGGAAAGCUAGCAUCAAACUCCAGUUAAAGGAAGAGGUAAAGAAAGAAUCACCAACAUCUUCCUCUUUUGGGAAAUUCAGCUGGAAGAAGGCAGAGAAAGAGGAGGAAAAAGGUUCAGUGGCCACAAGUAUUCACAAGGAAGAGGUUAUGGAAAACAGUAAGGACAAAGAGGAUGGCAAAGCCGAGGCUGGGAAGGCAAAGCCCAUCAAAAUCAAGCUCUCUGGGAAAACGGUUGUCGCACACACUAGCCCAUGGAUGCCUGUUGUUACAACUUCAACCCAGACUAAGAUCCGACCCAACCUGCCCAUCCCAUCUACAGUACUCCGCAAGUCAGGUUCAGCUACAGUGAGCAAGCCAGCGCCUCUUAACACCUUUCUAUCCAUCAAGUCUUCUGGAACUACUGCUAAGCCUCUGCCAGUGGUUAAAGAGUCUUCAGCUGAUCUCCUCUUGCCUCCUGACAUCAUCUCCAAAGCAUUUGGAGGGGAAGAGGUGAUUCUGAAAGGGUCUCCAGAGGAAAAAAUGGUACUGGCUGAAAAGAAUGAGUCAUCCCAUAUACCUGAACAAAUGCUGCCACCUCCUCCACCACCCCCUCCACCACCACCUCCGCCACCCCCAGUUAUACCUCAUCUAGCUUCCCCAUCUCCUACUCAAACAAAUGCCAUCUUGGCACCGGUCAAAUCAAACCCACCUGUAUCUCACACUCUCAGCCCCAGCUUCCUGGGUCCUAACAUUUUGAAUCCUGUGUUGCCAAUAGCCAUCAUGGCCUCAGCACAGCCAGCUGCCAUCCCUUCUGAUGAGACAGCUCCUGGGGUGAGUGAGAGUGACAGGGACCAGAACUUUUUCUCUGUGUUAGUGCGUCCUCCACCUCCCCUCUCAAGUGUAUUCAGUGAACAAGCCAAAAAAUUGGAAAAGCGAAAUUCAUGCUUAGCCACAGCCAAUGCUAAGGACCUGUAUGAUAUAUUCUACAGUAGUGGUGGAAAGGGGACACCUGAGACUAAGCUGAGUGGUGGUCUGUUGACCAAUGGGGAAAACAGCCAUCUUUCUAAAGUGGAAAGUUCAGAUACCUCUUCCACUUCUACUUUGAACAACAGUACAUCCCAAGAGAAGUUGCCUCCAGAUAGAAGUUUGAUCUCUGCUCCUUUAGUCAGCAACCCUGAAAAGCCCGUUCCAAAACCUCUGGUGUCUCUAGGGAAAUGGUCAGUGGUAGAACGCACAGACUCAAAGAGCAGAGGUAGUAGCUAUGGCUUCCUACAACCUCUGACGAGGUUGUGCCAAAGCAGGCCUUAUGAAACUGUUACCCCAAAGACAGACACUUUGGCCAUGUGGACUUGUAGCUCCUUCCAGAGUGAUGCUAAUAGGGAUAUAUCUCCAGGCGGAAAAAUCGAACUUGACCUGGGAGAGCCAGGGCCACCAGGUGUAGAGCCACGCCCUCAAUUGUCAGAUACACACUGUCAGAUCAUGGAAUCUCAGAAGUUGGUAGAAACUCACCUUAUGGAAUCUGGUAACCAGGAUGAGAAAAGCCAAGAGCUCCACAAAUCUAAAGGUUGUGGGGAAAGUGAGGGAGAGGGAAAUACUGAACUACAAGAAAAGAGACCAAAGCUUUCUGAGGUGAUGGUGGAAGAAGGAACAGGUAUCUGUGUUGGGCCCAAUAGCAUAGAGGAUUCUAAUUUGAACCGUGGGAACAGAUGUGCAUGGGUGGGUGAAAUAGAACAGCCCAAGUUACAAAUGACUGACAAAAAGCCUGAACAGUCCAAGAAAUUGAUGACAAGAAGUGAAACUCAAGGUAAAGUAGUGAUCGACUUGAGUGCACAGGCCCUUUCUUCCACAAAGGCCAAAAUAGACUCAUUUCCAUCAGAAGCUAGAUCUUUACUCCAGAACCCACAAGAUGUACAUAUGAAAAUUUCUGCCCCAGAAUUGCUUCUCCAGUCCCCAGCCAGAUCAGAUAUGUGUUUAACAGAUAGUGCACAGGAGCAAGGAGUUUCAACUGAUAGUGAAGAGUGGCAAGCAAAUUCAGCUGCAGAAUCAGCUUCCAGAACUAGUUAUAGAAGCCUCAAACUCAAGAGAGAAAGAUCAAAAGACAUUCAAGGUAAAAGGAUUUAUGAAGUGGCUGUUUGGGAUGAAAAUAAGAAGUCAGAGACCUGGGAGAGCCCAGAGAAACCAGAAACAGAAGCCCUGGAGCUACGAGAUGUCCAUCCAGAAUUGACUGUGAUAAGAGGAAGCAAGGCCUUAGAAGACUUUGAAGUUACAGACUUAAAAGUAGAAGAGCUUGCUGCCCUGGGGAACCUGGGGAAUAUAAGUGUUGAUUUCUGCAAUCCUCGGGUAGACCAAGCACAUAGAUCCCCAACUGCCCUGUCUCAGAAACUACGUGAAGAAAAUUCUAUGUCACCUAUAGGAUGUAAUCCCUCUACUCUCAGUGACUUGGAACCAGUCCCAUCCUUCUCUGAGUUUCCAUUAGAUUCUCCCAAAACCCUGGUGCUUAGCUUUGGAGCAGAGGGUGAACAAAACUCAUCUAAUCCCAGAAGUGGAAGGAUCACUCCUAACAUUCUGAAAACUGGACUUCCUAUAGAAAAUGUAGACCUUGGCUUAGGGAGCCUAGAGGGAACACACCAAGCACUUGACCUGUUAGCAGGAGGAAUGAUGCCUGAGGAAGUAGAAGAAACUUCUCAAUUAAAGAAACCAGAUUCUCUCAGAUUGGAAUCAGAACCAAUUAAUCCUGCAGGCCUUGGGCCGUCUCCUUGCCUUCCAGAUCUUGUUGAAUUUGUUACGCGGACACCCGGAGUUCAAAAAGAGAAGUUAUGUUCUCCUCUGUCUGAGCCAGGUGACACUCCUGAGUGUAGUUCCCUGGAGAUGGGUCCACUACAGCUAGAAAUACCGAAAGUGUCCAUAACACAGCUAACAAUUCCUCAAGCGGAUGAGGACAGUGACCAUCCUUUGAAUUUAGUAAAAUCUCUGGCUUCAGGGUCCCCUACAAGGGAGCAAGUAGUUGGAGGCAAUAUGGUCCCUCAGGAAUUACCCACACAAGAAGCUCCAGUUGCUGCCACCCAGGACCAAACAGCAUCCACUGUUCAUGACUAAGAAUACACAUCGAGAGCUUUUUGCGGAUGAAUCAAAUUGGCUUCUAGAUAUCAGGUGCCCAGAUGAUCCAGGACUAGUUGGCUGUCUCAUCUGGAAUCUACACCAAGAGAUGCAGUCAGCAUCUUACAGUAAAUGUUCAUGGAAGCCAAAAAAUUUACCUCUUUUCUGUUUUUUUUUUUUCCUUAAGAUAACAGAUGAAUCAAUCAUAACUUCUAUACAUAUCUGUAAAAAAGUAUUUUCUGUUAUUAUUAUUAUUAUUAUUAUUAUUUUGCCAAUUUACUUUCUCCUACUUUGUCAUUAAAAUCAAAUGUCUGUCUGGCUCACCACACAGUGUGCUUUGAUUGUAUUUUGGCUUUGACUCUGCCAUUUCUGGAAUAUGGGGGAGGAGGGAGACAGAGCUGACUUCUGCAAUUGCUAUGUUGUAUUCCUACCCAAUUUCCUGGGCAGCUGAUGGAUCUCUGGGAGAAACACCAGAAAGCCUGCUGAAGUGGAAAACUACUAAUGAAGGAAGGAUUGUUCAUCUCUUAGGCUUCCAUUUGGAUGGGCCUGCCUUAACAUUGUUUGAAAUGCAGCGUGAGUAGCUCUUUUGUUUACUGUUUACUUCCUUGUGCCAUGUCAACCCCAUACUUCUUUAUUCUGUUGCCUUUACUUGAGAUGGUCCCGCUAACCCACAAACCUGUUUGAAAAUGGCCUCAAUAAACGUGGAAGAAAAUCUAGCAGGUUCACUUUUGGAAGACGACAAAUCGGUAAGGCUGAUUCAUGGCUGAAUGCCAGGUGCAGAUAUGCUUUUUGGGUCACUUUUAUUUUUGAAAUGGCCUUUUUUUCAUUAUAUUGUGAUCCAGUAACACUUUGUGUUAAAUUGUUUAGCAGCCAUUUAUGUUCUGAAGAGGUAGAAGAGCUGAAACUUGUUUUGGGAUUGGACUCAUUCUCUGUUCCUCAAUUCAUAUGUAUUCCUUCCUCUACCUCUCCCUUUCCCAAGUUAUUUCCACCAUAGUGUGAUGUUUUGGGUUGUACAUUUUGUUCAAAAGAUUAAAGAAUUUCUGAGUUGGCUUGGACAAGUUUAAUUUUAUUUUUAAUGUGUUAAUUACUUGGAAUAAAUGCAUUAACCUCCUG
Messenger RNA from Neogale vison (American mink), 8027 nucleotides. It is a transcript of the gene ZNF318, whose product is annotated as zinc finger protein 318. Gene Ontology annotation, biological process: positive regulation of DNA-templated transcription; negative regulation of DNA-templated transcription. The transcript has 10 exons. Gene Ontology annotation, molecular function: zinc ion binding; nucleic acid binding. NCBI's taxonomy places the organism in Eukaryota, Metazoa, Chordata, Mammalia, Carnivora, Mustelidae. The record is from RefSeq and is a predicted model, not a curated record. Bases 66 to 6914 code for a protein of 2282 amino acids. Gene Ontology annotation, cellular component: nucleoplasm.